UUCCCUGGUGCCCCUAAAUUUGUAAGGGUUCAGUUUCGAAGUGUGGGGUGGUGGCCUCUCCUCCCUGGUAGCUCACAGGCUCCCUUCCAGCCCCUCUUGGCUCUUGUCGGAUGUCACCACCGCCACGGCGAGCUCUGCCAGACGCGUGAUGCUUCCCACGGCUGUGUGCUGCGGCAGAGAGCAAUGAGCUGCCCCAGUUGGUUCAUUUCGGCUGGUUUUUCUUUAAAAUGUUCAGGUUUACCAGGUCCUGGCAACGCUGUUCCUGCAGCCCCGCUGUGGAGAGCCAGCAAGCACUUGGUCAGCCCAUCUGGAGGCGAAUAGCACUGGAGAGAAUCCCAGAGGUGGCAGCAGGUCCCGACAGACGCUCCUCCCGCACGUAACCCUUUGUGGGUGUUGCAGAUAAACCAGCCUGGUCUUAAGCAGGGGGGAUUUUGUGCCCGGUUUUCCCAAUAUCCACAGAGAGCUGCUGCACCAAGCAGUAAUUUGAGUCUCUGGCUGAGGACAGCUGAGCCUGGGCUGCGUCCUGGAGAUUAUCUGAUUGUGCUUUGGAUUUAAUACCCUGGGAAACCUUGCUCUGGAGACAGCACCUGGCUUCCAGCGAGGAUCCUGCUCUUAGUUGAUUUGCCUCCUGGGUUACACUGGCACACGGAAGGUCAGACGACAUGGCUGAGGCCCCGGGGUAAAUGACUGCAACGAGGAUGCUCCCUCCAGAGAUUGACACGCUGUAGGGCAGAGUGGGGAGCUUUGGCUGUCUGCCGUAGCUGGAUCGGACGGUGAAUAACCUUCUCCUCGGGCAGUCCUUUGUGUUGAAGGACUGCUUCUGUCCUGCUUUGCCAGCAGAGAUCUCCAUCCCUGCGCCGGAGGAAGAGCCCGAUCCUCCUGGAAGCAGCAGUUUUCUGUAGCUGGAAUCUGGCUGCAGAGGAGUGGGGAGGAAUCUGCUCGUUCUGCCAGCGGCCCGGCUGAUGCCACACGGUUCUGUGGAAUAAACCAGCUUCCAACCUACACCCCUCAGAAGAAUUGUUAUUCUCAGCUCUGUCCAGGCCUCUGAGCUCCUUGCUGCCAAGGACAGGGCCACCUUGAGCCAUGUCCAACGACCCUCCGCCGCCCUACCCGGGGGGCCCCUCAGCGCCGCUGAUAGAAGAGAAGCACGGCCCGCCCCCCGCCGCAGAUGGUGUCACCCCGGUCGUGGGACAGCCCCAGGGGGUCCCCAUCCCCCCUCCUGAAUUUGGGCCCCCCCCAUACGAGCCGCCCUCACAGCCGGGGUUCGUGCCCCCCCACAUGCCCACAGACAGCUCCGGGCCCUACGUGCCGCCUGCAGGUUAUUACCCACCCCCAGGUCCUCACCCCCCCAUGGGCUACUACCCAGCACCGGGCCACUACCCCUCUCCCGGUGGCCACACGGCCACGGUGCUCGUCCCAUCGGGGGCUGCCACCACCGUGACGGUGCUGCAGGGAGAGAUCUUCCAGGGCGCCCCUGUGCAGACGGUGUGUCCCCACUGCCAGCAAGCCAUCACCACCAAGAUCACCUACGAGAUCGGGCUCAUGAGCUUCCUUCUUGGCUUCUUCUGCUGCUUUGUGGGGUGUGAUCUCUGCUGCUGCCUCAUCCCCUGCCUCUUCGAUGACUUCAAGGACGUGACACACACGUGUCCCAACUGCAAGGCCUACAUCUACACCUACAAGCGCAUGUGCUAACGGAGCCCCCCCGCCGCUGGACCGACACCAGCCCCUCUCCCGCUGCCGUCCUCGUCUGCGCCUGCCCAACACUCUCCCGCUUAACACUCCGGUGGUGUGUGUGUGUGUAUCCCCAGCUCCCUCCCUCCCACCUGCCCCGGGCCCCGGGCCUCGCUGUGAACGGCUGGAUUGGCGAUGGUGCACAGGGGAGGUGGGCCCAGCCCCCCCGAGGGUGUGUGGGGCUGCUCUGCAGCGCACAGGAGAGUGAGUGUGUGUGUGGGGAGUGGGGAGGGCAUCCCUCUGCACCCCCUUACCCUUCAGGGUGGUUGGGAGUGCCCUCUUGCCUGUGGAAAUCAGGGAGGAGCAGCAGCUGCUGGAGGUGCCCACCCCUCACUGCCCCACUGCGAGUGAGGGUGGGGAGAAGCUGCCCCCCAAGAAAGGGAAGGGGGAGCGGAGCAGCUCGCGUGUGGGAGGCAGCACAGCCCCUGUGGCACUUUAGGAAGGGGCCUGGUGGUGGCUCAGUGCCACCUGAGGAGAGGGGGAGGGCAGUGCCACGCGUGCCAGGUUCCAGCGUGGGUCACAGCCUGCUCAACAUGGAGCUAAGCCCCUUCCCCAGGAGCGGCUGAGCCCCCUUCAGCACGGGGUGUGUGUGGGGUGGAACCGGCAGCAGCGCUGCACCCUUGAUCAGCACCUCCGUCCUGCCGGAGCGGCCACCAGCCCUGUGGCCAUGGCUGCUCCAGCUGCAUGCGCCUCCUCCCAGCCCCUGCUGUGGCUCUCUGGGGGAAGCAAAGCCCCUGGCAGUUCCUUGCCCACCUGGCAAACCGUUAGCCAAAAAACAAACCAAACACCAACCCCACUGCAUCCGGCAUGUGGCUGCCUGCCCCGGCGCUGUAGAGUAGAGGCAUUUGUUACCAGGCCCCAGCUCCAGGGGGCCUGGUACCUGGCCCUGCAGAGGCUGUGGGUGCCCACCCCCCAGCACCCUGUGGGGCUCCUCCUUGCAUGUGGGUGUAGGGGUUCACUUUUAGCUCACUUGCUGUGGGGCAGAAGGAAGGGGGUAGGGACAGAUGAGGGUAAAAAGGGAGCUGGGAGCCAUUUUCAGCCUCUCCGUGGCUGCUCCCACUCCCUCCUCUGGCCCCCCUCAGCCCCCUCCCCUGGGACAAGCAGGGGGUCUCUGUACACAGGGCUGCAAACAGAGCUGGGCCUGCCCCGGCGGCUGCUGUUUGCUCAGAGGUGGAACCGUGGCACUAGUCAGUGUUUUUAUGUAAAUAAAUAACAGACCCUGAA
This is a messenger RNA of Calidris pugnax (ruff), 2955 nucleotides long. It is a transcript of the gene CDIP1, whose product is annotated as cell death-inducing p53 target 1. Gene Ontology annotation, molecular function: zinc ion binding. Gene Ontology annotation, biological process: tumor necrosis factor-mediated signaling pathway; intrinsic apoptotic signaling pathway in response to DNA damage by p53 class mediator. The record is from RefSeq and is a predicted model, not a curated record. NCBI's taxonomy places the organism in Eukaryota, Metazoa, Chordata, Aves, Charadriiformes, Scolopacidae. The coding region runs from base 1084 to 1692 and encodes 202 amino acids. The transcript is spliced from 6 exons.